AUGAACACGUCCACAGCGUGCAACGGAACAACGCUUCCAACCUCUACCUCUUUUCAGAUACCCGCAGGACGUCCAUUUUGCGGCUUCGUCGGAUUUGCUCCUUCUUCUUCUGGUAGCUCCACGAUUCAGUCGUGCUGCGUCGGUCCGGUUCUCAAUGGCAGCCAGUACGAUGGCAGUGCAGCAGGGGCAUCGUCAGCACGGAAGUACGAAGGCUGCAUCGUCUACUGCCAGGUCUCAGAGCAGUAUGAUGGACGUCCGACAAACUGGAAGAGCUGCGUCGAGCCGCUGCUGCCUUCCCAGGCAGGCAAGCAAUGGACUUGCGAUACUGGAAGAAACGACACGAUCCAAGGCGCCGUCACGAACACCUCUCAAACCGGUCAAGGCGACGGACGAGGUUCUGUGAACGCAGCAAACGUGGUCAAGAUGACAGCCUUCGAUCAAUUCUUUUCCCUGGCGAUGGCGGUACUGCUCGGCUUACAGUUGCUCCUGCCUGUCGUCGCAGCGACGACGUUGGCCUGA
Messenger RNA from Pseudozyma hubeiensis SY62, 519 nucleotides. RefSeq names its product endo-rhamnogalacturonase. The transcript has a single exon. Lineage: Eukaryota; Fungi; Basidiomycota; Ustilaginomycetes; Ustilaginales; Ustilaginaceae. The record is from RefSeq and is a predicted model, not a curated record. Bases 1 to 519 code for a protein of 172 amino acids.